CCCCUCUCUGUCUCUCUCCCUCUCUCUCUCUCUCUCUCUCUCUCUCUCUCUCUCUCUAUUUUGGCAUUGUAGCAAAAUUGGCAAAAAGAAGAUUUCCUUGUUCAGCCUGGUGCUUUUGUCAUAGGUGGUCUGUUGUCUAAGUCCUCUGGUUUUCAACCAAGACACAGAUGCUUCUUCUGUCUGUGUCCACAUUUUUCCUUCCUUCUGUGACCAAAUCCCAGAUGGGUUUCUACUGAGGGGGCAAAUUAGCAGGAGGUCUAUGGUUUGAGGAAGAUCAUGGAAGGCACCAGGUAUUGGACUUGGAGCAGGAGAAAUUUUGGUGUUUCAAGGGAUCAAUCAGCUGCAUCUUUCCAUGGCUCUUCAUGGGAGGAGCAAGCUUUUGCAGAAGACUCAUCUGGUCUCUUGGGAGGGUGCAUAUGGCCUCCCAGGUCUUACUCUUGCACCUUCUGCAGGAGAGAGUUCAGGUCAGCUCAGGCCUUAGGUGGCCAUAUGAAUGUUCACAGGAGAGAUAGAGCCAGACUGAGGAGAUCUCCAAGCUUGCAGAAUGAAGGAAGCCAUAACCCAUGUGGUUUCUUAGAUCUUCAUCAAUACCAACCUGAGGUAUGCUCCCUUGUGUACCCUAACCCUAAUCCUAACCCUAACCCUAACCCUAAUCCCAGUGUUGUUCCAUCCACUAAGGCUUCUGCACCACCUACCUCCUGCUGCAAUGAGUCCAAUGGCAAUUUCUGUGAACAGACGCUCACCCUUUCUUGCCAAAAGCCAUCUUCGUUUCCUUCUUCUACCAAGGUCUCCAACCCUUUCACUGUUCAGAUAGUUUCUGUUCCUGUUGAUGCAAAGUUCAAGGGGGAUCUCAAUUGUGAUGCCCCAAAGCAGGAGGACAAAAAUGGUUCAUCAGAUUCAUUCUGCCGGCGCCGGAAAGUCGAUUUGGAGGCUUUGGACAGUGAUGAUGAAGGUGCUGUCAGCAGGAAGAAAGCAAGGACCUCCACCACUAGCACUUUGCCAUUGUUCAUCAGGCAGAGUACUGUGUCAUCUGAAGCCCUUAUUGGGCAACACUGUCUUCAAACUGAGGUUCUGGGUAGAACGCAGUUAGUCAUUGAGGAGCUGGAUCUUGAGCUCAGGCUUGGGCAAAGGCCCAAGGUCAAGUAAAACGAAUCUGCAGAUCUCGUAUGUGUGUUUUAAUUGGAAAAACAUGUUCUUUUAUUUCUCUUUUCUUUCUUUCGAUCAUCUCUGUAAUGGACGUGUUAUUGGUGAAUUUUUCUUUGUUUCUUUCUUUGAUUAUGAUGUGUAAAAAUAUAUCAUGAGGCACGAGGCAUAGCUUGAAGAAAUCUGAUCAUCUCCUCACUCUCUCUCUCUCUCUCUCUCUAACCCU
Messenger RNA from Nymphaea colorata (pocket water lily), 1369 nucleotides. RefSeq names its product zinc finger protein 10-like. The record is from RefSeq and is a predicted model, not a curated record. The transcript has a single exon. Lineage: Eukaryota; Viridiplantae; Streptophyta; Magnoliopsida; Nymphaeales; Nymphaeaceae. Bases 277 to 1146 code for a protein of 289 amino acids.